UGUAACAGUCAUAGGGAUACGUUUACAUUAGUAUACAUCGGUAUACAUGUACUUUGACCGUGGUCUCUGCUGGCAGUUUUACAAAAAUUUAUUCUUUCGCCUUUAACACUGUAAAUAGACUUCAGUGAAUAAACUUUUAUAAAAAUGUCGGAACAUGUUAAUCCGGUUAAACAUUUUUUGAGUGGUGGUUUCGGAGGAGUUUGCACCGUUAUAGCUGGACACCCUCUUGAUACUAUUAAAGUUCGCUUGCAAACUGUUUCAAAAGUUGGUCCUAAUGAACAGCCAUUAUAUUCAGGAACAUGGGACUGCGCAAAAAAAACGAUUGCAAAAGAAGGAAUCCGUGGGCUCUACAAAGGAAUGGCUGCCCCACUAUGUGGUGUUUCGCCUAUAUUUGCAAUAAGCUUCUUAGGAUACGGAGUAGGUAAAAAGCUUCAACAAAAAACUGUAGAUGAGAAACUGCGUCCUGAUCAAUUAUUUUAUGCUGGUGCAUUCAGUGGAAUUUUUACAACUGUUAUUAUGGCGCCAGGAGAACGCAUAAAAUGUCUUCUUCAAAUUCAGCAUGCUGGUGCUAAACCAAAAUAUAAUGGACCAAUUGAUUGUGCUAAGAAACUGUAUAAAGAAGGAGGAAUUAGAAGUAUAUAUAAGGGUACAUGUGCAACACUUUUAAGAGAUGUACCGGCCAGCGGUAUGUAUUUCAUGACAUACGAUUGCAUGCAGAGACUGUUGACUCCAGAAAACGGAAAAAUAGGAAUUCUCUCAACUAUCCUUUCUGGUGGAUUAGCCGGUAUCGCCAAUUGGAUCGUUGGCAUGCCGCCUGACGUUCUAAAAAGUCGUCUUCAAACUGCACCGGAAGGCACUUAUAAGAAUGGUUUACGUGACGUUUACGUAGAAUUAAUGAGAAACGAAGGACCUCGGGCUCUUUAUACAGGAGUCGUUCCAGUCAUGCUCAGAGCUUUUCCUGCCAAUGCAGCGUGCUUUGUUGGCUUUGAAGUUGCUAUGAAAUUCUUUAAUUGGGUAGCACCCGAUUUAUAACGAUAAUCAGAUCAAUUAGGACUUUGAUACUGCAAUAUUCAUCUAUUUUUACAGUAUAUUAUCAAUCUCGUGAAUGCCAUUGAUCACGUUAUUUUCAGCAAAAUUUUUGUGAAUAAAGUUAUUAAGUAUUCGUCAAAUAUAAUAUCAAAAUUAAUUGCAAUGCCAAUAAACUUAAUAUAUGUAUAUAUUUUUUAUCAUGUGUAACUGAAUCAAGGUUGAAAAAAUACAUUUCCUAUUUUUCAAAUGUA
Messenger RNA from Cephus cinctus (wheat stem sawfly), 1280 nucleotides. RefSeq names its product congested-like trachea protein (gene colt). Gene Ontology annotation, cellular component: mitochondrial envelope. NCBI's taxonomy places the organism in Eukaryota, Metazoa, Arthropoda, Insecta, Hymenoptera, Cephidae. Bases 145 to 1032 code for a protein of 295 amino acids. Gene Ontology annotation, biological process: carnitine transmembrane transport; mitochondrial transport. The transcript is spliced from 5 exons. The record is from RefSeq and is a predicted model, not a curated record. Gene Ontology annotation, molecular function: O-acyl-L-carnitine transmembrane transporter activity.